Messenger RNA from Cyprinodon tularosa, 2823 nucleotides. It is a transcript of the gene bcl10, whose product is annotated as BCL10 immune signaling adaptor. NCBI's taxonomy places the organism in Eukaryota, Metazoa, Chordata, Actinopteri, Cyprinodontiformes, Cyprinodontidae. Gene Ontology annotation, cellular component: CBM complex; cytosol. The record is from RefSeq and is a predicted model, not a curated record. Gene Ontology annotation, molecular function: kinase activator activity; protein kinase B binding; transcription coactivator activity. The transcript has 3 exons. Gene Ontology annotation, biological process: canonical NF-kappaB signal transduction; apoptotic process; positive regulation of extrinsic apoptotic signaling pathway. Bases 367 to 1110 code for a protein of 247 amino acids.
AAAGUUUUACCGGCUCAUAUAAAUUUAAACCUUAAUAUUUAUGAAUUUUACUCCCAGAAAAGGCCACUUAACAGACGCCUAAGAGUAAAAGUGAAGUGUGGGCUCUCUUCUGGGUACUUCUCUCUUUGUCGUCGACGUAUUAUAACAUCGACACAAUCAGGAAGUCCGGCCGUUUUUCCGUGAUUGACAUAGAAAACUUUGUAGAAAGGGAAUAGGCUGUCUUUUAACGAUUAAUCAUGCGGUUUCACGUCAUUUAAGCCUCGUCGAGCGUUUAUUGAUGUAGUUUACCGCACGAUUUUAAACGUGUAACUCUAUUUAAGUCGACGUUGUUGAACCGGAACACCUGGAUUUUGAUUUAAGAGAGAGAUGGAUGUUCCCCACCUCACUGAAGAUGAAAUGGCAGAGAUUAAGAAAGACGUGCUGACCAGACUGCGUCACUAUCUCUGUGACAAGAUCAGAGCAGACCGCCACCUGGACUACCUGCGUUCCCGGAGGAUCCUGACACGGGACGAUGCGGAGGAGAUCAGCUGCAGGAGCACACAGACCAAGAGGACUGCAACGCUGCUGGACAUGCUGGCCGAGAACCCUCGAGGUCUGGAUGCGCUGAUUGAUUCCAUUCGGCAGCUGCGCUCGCAAAACUUCAUCAUUGCCAAAAUCACGGACGAAGUGCAAAAAGCCAAGAAUGAGAAGAUCGAGUCUCUCAGAGUGGCUUCCAGUUCAUCCUCCGACAGCAGCUUCAGCACCCUGACUACAACAGCUGACCUCCCCAACGCCUUUUCAAACAACUCCACCCUCCUGUUCCACCCAGACGGCGAGCGAAGCCCUGCCACCUCAGACCUAGCCAGCUCUCUCAAUUUGCCUUCGUUACAGAAGUGCGGAGACCUGCCUCCUGUGGCCGGGGCCAGCCUCAGUGCGGCCCCGUCCUCGACCUCCUCCAGCCUCCCCAAGCCAGGCGACCCAGGAGCCCCUCCACUGCCAGAAGAGGUUGCGGCGGAGUCGCCCUCCCACUUAGACGCCACUUCUCCAGGUUCCUCCAGCAGCGGAGACCCUAAUUUCCAACCUCUGCGGUCGCGCUCGCUCACUCCAACAUCACACAGGAGCAUCUUUUGAAUGUAUUUCUCAGUGUGACACUCCCCCAUCCAGAGACAGACCAUUUCACUCAGUAAACAUUCUAAUUAUCACUCCUGCCUUCAGUUUUAUAGAACAUCAAGUACAUCAAACUACAUUUUACCACUAGGCAUGGGCCGCUGUGAGGUUCUGAAACCAAUAAAACGGUGAUUUUAUAACAUGAUACAAAUGCUUUGGUGUAGAAGAAAGCAGACAUUAUUUCAUAUGCUGCUGAAACAAUGUAACAUAUUGAUGUUUUCUUUGUUAUUGUGAGUGUGAUACAUAUUAAUAUUCUUAAAUACAAAUAUAGUAUGAAAUCCUGCUACAUUUAUCUCUACAUAGUUUUUAAGUGCUUUUUGAGGUGCACUGUUCUCACUCAUUACCCACUUUGGCAUCUAUUUCAAGUGGGAUUAUGUAAAAGCUGUCAGUGUUGUUAUUUCCUGUGAACAGCCUUCCGUCAGCCAGCUUACAGGCAGUGUGCAGGGACGGGUUGGGGUGAGGUAACGUGGCUGUCAAACUCCUGCUGCUCCAACCCUUCAGCUGGUGUUUGAUUAAAAGAUUCCUGAGCUGAUAGAGCAGUGUGAUGGGAAAUGAAGAAACAUACCUUUUUAAAGUCUCGCCAUACCCUGACAGGGCCUUUUGAGUUUCUACACCAGGCAGGGUUCCUACAGAGGCUGGAGGAAAAAUGCAACUCCCAGGAUUUGACAAGUCUGAACAAGUAUGAAAAUUAAACAUAUUGGUAUCUUCCUGCUAAGGUUCCCACACUGCUGUUUAAAUUUGUCUUUCUGACCUUCAUACAUAGUACUUUUACUUAAAAUUGCUCCCUUCCUUAUAUCCUGCCUUCAAUCCUUGUGCCCUACAUCUUCACCGUUUAUCCCUACCUCCUUUUAACCAUUCCUUCCUUGCAUCCUUGUGACCUCAUUUAUUCCAUCUUCUUCCCUUCUCUUCCUCCUUGUAUCCUUUCUGUCUUAUUCCAUUAAUUUCCUCCUUGGGUCGUUUCUCCCUAACUCCCUGAAAUAAUUACAUCGUCUCUUCCUGGUGCCUUCAUUACUUGCUUUACUCUGCCACAAAAAAAAAAAAAAUCCUAACUCUAAUCUUUCCUUAAUUCCUGAGAAAAGAAAAAUCUUUAGUAGGAGGGUAGGAGUGGCAUGUUCACUUUUCCAAAUAUCAACAGGCUGUUAUGUCAGCUUCCAGCCCAUGCCCAAACUCCCGUCAAUGAAGGUAUUUUCAAUAUUUGUCCAUUUCCUGUUCUGACUCCACCUUGAUGACCUGCUACGAUCUUUUUAAGGCCCAAACUGUAGUUAUUUUAUUAUAUUUAAAUGUGUUUAUGUGCAAAGCUGGUUCCUCAUUAAGAGAAAGUGUUUUACUGAAAAAUAAGAAUUACAUUUUCAACCAGAGAUUAUCCUAAUAGUUGGCGCACGACUUGAUUACAAACAUUUAUUUCUCACUAGUCACAGUUCACACCAUUUCCAGACUGAAUUGUAUAGAGGCUCAGAAAUUCUGAGUCACCAUCAAAAGCCUUUUCUCCUUUUUCUCUUUUUUUUUCUCAGAUUAAAUUUUUUGGGUGUGAAAAGAUGGCAGCUGCAGUUUAAUUAGAUGUUUCCUGUUGUUUCUAUGCAUUGUUGUAAGGGAACAGGGAUUCACACCACAUGAACUUCACUACAAGCCUGCAUAAAACACAAUGUGAAUAAAAGCAUCCUGCUGUUUUUCAUUUUA